AUGACCAUGAGUGCGGGAUACACAGUUUCGCCUGCGUCGCUCGACCUUCGCGAUCACCUCAAUGAUCGCACACAGCAACCCCCCCGCGAUACUCACCAUAGCUAUAACUACAAUUACAAUCAUAACAACCAAAAGUGCCCCGUCACGCCUAUUGAAUCUCAUCUAUUGUCACCGUAUUCCUCCCACGUUCAAAGUAACUCCGCCUCACCUAUAGCUAAUCUCAACACCCCCGCGGACACCGUCUCCACCGAUUUCUACCAGCCGAGCGAGUUCAGUAGCGAAUUUGAUGACCCAUUUCUUGGGGUUGACUUCAACGACACCCAAGAUACAUUGCCUCAAUUCCUCGAAGGGUUCGACAGUAUUCAGGAACCCAUAACCCAUGUACCCAUCCAAAACACUGUUACUAGAGAUGCUAUAUAUCCUCUGAGUCCUCAUCAAACGCCUGCCGUACCAUCUACAUCAACUUUUGGUGGUGGUAUAGACACCAGUGUUGGCUUGGCGGAUUCCACUGACUAUCAGCAUUUCGCAAAUCAAGUUCAGCCCUUUACCAGCUCCAUCGAUUCGAAUCAAUCUGCGCCUCAGCUAACACCUGAUACGAACGACGGUAGUUUCUCGAGUGAUGAUAGUCUUGCGCCGACUACGCUUGCUAUGGCUACCCAAAGUCCCCGCGUUACCGUUUCCAUGUGGAACAGGGAUGCAGAAGCUCCAAUACAAGGUGUAGAGAGCAUAGCCGGGGAUUUGACCAGCGAGAAUACCCACGAGACCACAGUGUUACGAGAUGCACAGGGUAACUGGUUACCACAGCCUGCCGGAGGGUAUCGAGGCCUUGCCCCAGGAAACCGUCCUUCCGAGGAGAUCCCAAGUCCUAAUCAGCAAGCUACCCAAAGGGAACGCGCAGAGAAGAACAAAGAGGUUUUUAAAUGGGUCUCCCGAUCGGCUGGUAACCCGAGCAACGUCUCAGAUAGUCAGGAAAGGCUUGCUGGUGGACAGGAUUCGGGAGAUGAUAAUAUACCUUCCACCGAAAUUCCUCUAGGAGAUACAACUGAGAACAAUUACAUUCAUAAUCAGACAUAUUUUAAUGUCAACGGACCAGGUGGGCCUAUUACGCACGCUGAUAUUGAUAUGAUGCGACAGUUCCCUACUUGGGGGGAUACGCCGACAAUUCAUGCUAUUCAAUCUGGCACCCACUAUCAGCCUGCAACAUCACAAGCUGCUAUCGAAAGGUUCAACCGGCAAUGCCAGGAUACCGACUCAAUUGUCUCGAGAGCAGCUACCUGGGGGACGCGCCGGCGAAGCCUACCUAGCAUCGUGGACAUGGAGGAAAUUCUCAGCGGAAAUUUCUUUAAGAAACUAUCCAUUAGUGGACACAGUCGCCGGCCGGGUUUCAUGAAAAGAAUUCCUAGCCUUGUACGGAAGCCUAGCACCAGCCAGUUGUUGAAGCGUAAAGGAAGCAAUGCUAGUGAAGUACCACCAGAGGAUACUGGAGAACGUGAACGUCGAGAGUCUAAAGAUACGUUGGCGCCGCCGUCGCGUACCUCUAGUUGGGGCAUUACUAAGAAGCAGCCUCCUAGUUUAAAUACCGCAUUGCUCGGAAUGGCUACAGGAGCUGCUUCAAUCGGGACAGCUCACGUUCGGAGCGGUUCAAUUAGUGCAUCGGUGACUUCGCCGAAGAGUUCAUUUGGAGCUCUCAGUAUACCCUCCGUUAAAAAUACUCUCAGGAGGCCGAGGAGUAAGACGGAGCUUCCGAAGAGCUCUAAUCCGGAAUACUUCUCACACCCAAAUCUCGUGGGGAUGUUGAAAAAGCAAGGUGGUCCACCAGUUGCUGCACUAGCGGGGACGCGAUCGACAAUAGAACAGGAUGACGACGAUGAUGAAGAUGAAGAUGACGAAGGGUUUGACGACGCGGACAUAAAGACCGAGUUGAACAAAUCGAGACACAUCGAACCAACUUUCGUGGGUUUCCGAGAACAUGUAUUUGAUCAAAAUCCUGGUCUUCCAAGUGAGAAUGGAUGGCUAGCCGACCGCAUUGCGCAUCAGAUGGUUAUACGCUAUAAGCAACUUCAGACCGCGAAAAUCAAGCAUCUAAAUCAGGUUCGACAGCAAAAUUGCCAUAGUGGAACACAAUGCAUUGAUCUUGGUGGGUCAGCUGUUCCUCUAGAUGGCAGAGGCAACGAGCGAGGUCUUGACCCCCUAUCAGCUCGACCAGAUUCGUCCGACGGCGACACCACGCCACUCGAAGGUGGUAUUAGCUCGGAAAGCUUCCCACAAGGUAUCCCCAUGCCUCCGACUUCGUCCCUCCCGGCAGAGUUUGAGUGCCAACUAUGCUUCACGAGUAAAAAGUUCCAGAAACCUUCUGACUGGACCAAGCACGUCCACGAGGAUGUUCAGCCGUUCACAUGCACCUGGGAGAAAUGCCCCAAUCCUAAGAUGUUCAAAAGAAAAGCUGACUGGGUCCGUCAUGAAAAUGAAGGUCAUCGUCAUCUCGAGUGGUGGACAUGCGACGUUGACGACUGCCGACAUAUCUGCUACAGACGUGACAAUUUCUUACAGCAUCUCGUUCGUGAGCAUAAAUUCGCAGAGCCAAAAAUUAAGACGAAAGCUGCCAUCAAGAAGGCUGGCGGUGGUGACCGCACGUGGUCGAGAGUAGAGUCGUGCCACGUUGACACGUCAGAUAAGCCAUCUAACGAGCCUUGCCGGUUCUGUCGAAAGACAUUCCCGACUUGGAAAAAACUUACGGUUCAUUUAGCAAAACAUAUGGAGCACCUCAGCCUUCCCGUCUUAGAAGUUGUCGGCAGGAAAGAACUUGACGCAGAUACAAUCAUCAGCCCCGUGCAGGAUCCGCCACGCCCUAAUUUUCCAAUACCCCCAGUAAAACAAGAGCAUCCAAGCUUUAGUCCAGAGAGUUGCAACACGCCGAUUUCCGUUCCAAUGCCAACAGGGCCGACGGGGUAUUCCCAAGAUGGCUUCAAUUAUAACGUAGUCCGGAUGCCCGUACGAAACCCCCUACAAAGUGACUACUACAACCCACACUCGAUAGCGCAGUCGUAUAACGAAAUGACGCCUAAUCAGGGGCCUAGUAUGAUGAUGCCCAAUUAUAACAACCCUCAACCAUCCCAACCUCCGUACCAUACGGUACCCGUCACCACAAUAUCGUCAUAUGACCAGUCUCUAAAUUCCUACGUGAAUUUGCAAUCUCAGCAAGAUGGAUUAGAACCAUUUCCUCAAUUCGAUCCUCUAGGAAUUCAAGAGUCUGCCGGGUCUUUAUGCUAUAGCAACCUUGCAGCUGGUAAUAUCCAACCGGUCGAGCAGUAUUCCAACCAUGGAGGCUCCGUUUCGCCUUAUCAUCGCUCACCUCACCAAGGCCAAAACAACUUUUACAACUCGUGA
This is a messenger RNA of Daldinia childiae, 3387 nucleotides long. RefSeq lists its product as uncharacterized. NCBI's taxonomy places the organism in Eukaryota, Fungi, Ascomycota, Sordariomycetes, Xylariales, Hypoxylaceae. Bases 1 to 3387 code for a protein of 1128 amino acids. The record is from RefSeq and is a predicted model, not a curated record. The transcript has 2 exons.